GCCUGGUAUCGUCAUCAUGUGUGAUAGCAAAUAUGUCCCUUGCUAUUUGAUCAACUUUGGCCGGAGACCAUUGUGCCCUCCAGCUCGUCGCCUGCCGUCGUCGUUGAUGGAAAGCGAAUCGACCUUCGUCGCUCCCGAGGGCGUGUACUCCAUCAUCGAGGAACACAAGCCUUUCUUCCUGGUCGCUCACGUUAAUCCCCCGGCUUCUCCAUUUCCCACUCGUGUAUCCACCAUUGUUGUUCGUUAUCCUACUGCCAAGCACGCGGGGAGUGCGCCAGGAUUUGCUCAGCUGCUCAGUGGGAAUAAGGAUAAGGAUACGAGGAACGUGAAGGACAAGGGCCGAGAGGACUGUGAUACUGGGGACGACGACGGAUCGCCUCCGCUAGGAGGUCCUGACUUGCCUGUGAAUCCAACGAUACCCCAUGAGCACCAUGCCCUGUUCUCUCACUCAGGGCUGGCAAAGAAGAAGCAUGUCGGAAGGCCAAAACAUAAUAUCCGGACAACCUCCUCGACGUUCAUUACUCGGGCAGACGUUCCCAAGGCGCUACAGUCCAAGCAGGGCGACAUGACAUUUCUCUUCUAUAAUACUGGAAAGAGCUUUUUGUGGGUGGAGACUGGAUCCAAGAGCAAGGAACCGCUGGCGAGAGUAACGUUCUCCGCCUUUCCCACUUGUCAUGAUGUAAACACUUUGACAGCUUCGCCCGAGUGUCUCGACGUGAUUAUUGGCUUCAGCACCGGCGAUCUCAUAUGGUUGGAUCCCAUUUCUUCCAGGUAUUCUCGUCUGAACAAGCAGGGUUGUAUAUCGAACUCCCCUUGCACUGCCGUCCGAUGGGUACCAUCUUCAUCUACGCUGUUUCUUGUAUCACAUGCAGACGGCACAAUCGUUGUCUACGACAGGGAACGAGACGAUGGAACUUUCAAGCCCCAAGAGCCUGUGGUUCAGAGCGGUUCUUCGGGAUCAGGGUCGCUACCUUCGUCGGACGAUAACACUUCGCAGAAAGAUUGGGAUCCUAUAGAUAACAUAUUUGUGACCAUCCCACCCUGGCAUCCGGUGACCGGUGGCGCUGGGUUGAAAAACGAGAGGGAGAGGGAGAAGGCUGUCAAGAACCCCGUGAGCCAUUGGAAGGUAUCCAGAAAGAGUGUCGUGGAUUUUGCCUUCUCUCCUGACGUCAAGUAUGUGGGUGCCAUCUCAGAAGACGGGUGUUUGAGGGUAAUCGAUGCAUUGGCCGAACAACUAGUCGACUGCUAUGCGUCCUAUUUUGGUGCGCUAACAUGCAUUGCGUGGUCUCCGGAUGGCAGGUUCAUUUUGACGGGCGGUCAAGACGACCUGUUGACUAUAUUCUCACCUUGGGAACAGCGAGUAAUUGCACGAUGCCAAGGACAUUCGUCGUUUGUAACUGCUGUUGCAUUCGAUGACCUGCGUUGUGACGGACGGACAUACCGAUUCGGUAGCGUGGGCGAAGACAACAAACUCAUAUUGUGGGAUUUCUCGAGUGGCGCCCUUCAUCGACCUAAAUUCCAGGCAACCCAUCAUCAGCGGGUAUCAAUGUCAUCCACCAUUUCGCUUGCUUUUAAACGCGAUAGAUCCGCAUUGUAUCUACCCUCGCCUACCGAGGAUAAACCUUAUCCUCGUUACCAUCCUGCACCCUCGCGGAAUGAGAUUGCUGUCGUACAGCCUGUCUUGGUUUGUGGGUCUGUUUCUGGCAUCGUCCUUGCCCUGACGCUCGUCGCUAGGUGAAACAGGUCGAAGGCGAGCUAUUGGCAGACGUGGCAUUUCUUCCGAGAUCAUUAAUGACGGCGACAAAAUCUGGUCAUGUCAAGCUUUGGAUACGACCACUUGCGCUGCGACCACGGCA
Messenger RNA from Desarmillaria tabescens, 1856 nucleotides. Its product is annotated as WD40-repeat-containing domain protein. Gene Ontology annotation, molecular function: protein binding. Gene Ontology annotation, biological process: carbon catabolite repression of transcription. Gene Ontology annotation, cellular component: cell tip; nucleus; cell division site. NCBI's taxonomy places the organism in Eukaryota, Fungi, Basidiomycota, Agaricomycetes, Agaricales, Physalacriaceae. The record is from RefSeq and is a predicted model, not a curated record. The transcript is spliced from 8 exons. Bases 107 to 1738 code for a protein of 543 amino acids.